GCUGCAGCUGUUCUAUUUUUUACAGGCGCAACACGUACAUUUUAGCCAUAAUAAAAAGUACAACAUUACCACCAAGAACAACGAAGGUGGGUAAUUAAACUGGAUAAAAAUUGAGUAAAUGAAUCAGUUAAGCUAAUGUGACAGCAUUUACACUGUUUCAACUCAGUAUAACCAAAAACGGAAGAAAACAACGCACUUUUCGAUUGACAACCUUUGAAACAAAGAAAAAAGUCCAGCGAUGGCAACAAAGAGACGACCUUUGCGGCCCAAUUUGGGCAGCAAUGCUGGAAGUUCUCCCUCUGGCUCCAACAUGAACUUCAGACCCGGAGGACCCGAUAUAACCCGGGCGGAGGCCCGGGGAACGAGACCCACAGCUGCCCCAACUAGUAUCCGCGAAAUCCUCGUCAUGGGGGUUAUUCACCUGUGCAAGAAGACCAUAUUCUUCAACACGGACCUGAAGGUUGCCUUGUAUCUAGGCAGUCUCUUCGUGAUCUCCGUGAUCGGGGACUUCGUACCCUUCCCAAAGACCUACUUUGCCAGAUCGGACAACCUGUUCAACCAGUACUUUGUCAAGGUGGGCUGGGGUUGGACUCUACUAUUCGUAGUGCCCUUCCUUGUGCUCUCCGCCUAUACGAUCACCUGUGGUGACCACAAACGAAUGCUGCGGCACCAUUUCCCACGCAUCGUCAUAGCCACAUUCUUUUGGUUCUUCUGGACGAAGUUGUUCAACGUUGUGGAGAACUCCUACGGACGCUGCACUACAAAAGGCUACCUAAGCAAAUCAAGUUGUCUGAAGGCGGGACAUUUGUGGAAGGGCUUCGAUAUAUCCGGACACGCCUUUAUCCUAAUCCACUCCAGCCUGGUGUUGAUCGAGGAGGCGCGUCCUAUAAUCCGCUGGGAGACCAUCAAGGAACACAUCCGCAACGAACGUCACAAUCGCAACUCAGCCGAGAACUCUGGGACAAAUCCUUUGAGAACCCUAAACGAGGAGCAAAUGCGAAGUUUGCAGUUCUUGUACAAGCGCCUGACGCCCAUCAUUCGCACUUUGUUCAUCGGCAUGGCGGCCCUGCAGCUGCUGUGGGACAUAAUGCUGGUGGGCACUAUGCUGUACUACCAUCGCAUGAUCGAAAAGGUGAUCAGCGGAAUUAUUGCCAUACUCACAUGGUACUUUACCUAUCGCUUUUGGUAUCCCACUCCCGGUUUGUUGCCGGAUGCGCCUGGUAGUGGAAGCUUUACUUACCAACGCGAGAUACCUACCUUCCCCUUCAAGCGUCCCUCGCAUUUAGGAACGGGAGCCACAGUCACGAAUUCGGGAGCAAGCAACUCGAGGACGAACGUCAAUGGCAAGGCAGGAGCGACGGGUGUGCCUAGGGAUCAGCAGAUGCCCACUUUCAUGGGAAUGCCCCUGUUCACCAAUCCAAAGGCGGCCAAUGCAGCGGCCAAUUUUCUAGUAGCCGAGCAGCAAAGACGGGAAAGGGAACGCGAACAGCAGACGCUGGAGAGCUGAGCUCUGGACGGUCCGUCAAGCAAUCGCAACAGCCAUCAAGCAUAGCAGGAAUUGAUAAUAAUAAGGUGAUGGAUUGGAAUUGAUACCAAAUUUUUGUAUUCAGCGACGAUGAAAUGAUGUAACAAUGAUAUUACUAAGCAGCCGAGGCUGGCACUGGAUUGCGUUCUGCUCCUCAUCCUCCUUUGCCGGAAUCUUACCAUGACACCCCCAGCAUCCUUCAUCAGCAGUGCGUAGGUUUAAGCGUUCUUAUGUUCGUGUGUUUAUAUGUGCCCAACUUUAACAGUAAAAGGAUUUGUUAACAAA
This is a messenger RNA of Drosophila eugracilis, 1810 nucleotides long. It is a transcript of the gene Fitm, whose product is annotated as acyl-coenzyme A diphosphatase FITM2. Lineage: Eukaryota; Metazoa; Arthropoda; Insecta; Diptera; Drosophilidae. Gene Ontology annotation, biological process: lipid droplet organization; phospholipid biosynthetic process; lipid storage. The transcript has 3 exons. Gene Ontology annotation, cellular component: endoplasmic reticulum membrane. The record is from RefSeq and is a predicted model, not a curated record. Bases 239 to 1507 code for a protein of 422 amino acids.